GGUCGGUGUCGGUUUACCGGAUUCAGGACCCGACAACCAACACAUGUUAGAUGCUCGAGACCCGCUAAGCGAUAAGAAAUCGGAGCUUGCUGGUUGUCAAAGGAGAGUAGAGGAAGAGAUGAUGAAACAUUCAAAGGCAAUAGAAGUGACAAGAGCCAUGACGCUCAAUAAUCUGCAGACGGGUUUGCCUGGUGUGUUCCAAGCGUUAACAAGUUUCUCUGCUUUGUUCAUGGAGUCUCUUGAAACGGUGUGCACUCGUUCCUACUCUAUCAAGUAG
Molecule: messenger RNA, 277 nt
Organism: Microthlaspi erraticum
Lineage: Eukaryota; Viridiplantae; Streptophyta; Magnoliopsida; Brassicales; Brassicaceae
Source: the annotation of a GenBank genome assembly